Hibiscus syriacus is the source of this 1470-nucleotide messenger RNA. RefSeq lists its product as uncharacterized. Lineage: Eukaryota; Viridiplantae; Streptophyta; Magnoliopsida; Malvales; Malvaceae. Gene Ontology annotation, biological process: base-excision repair. The transcript is spliced from 5 exons. The coding region runs from base 63 to 1370 and encodes 435 amino acids. The record is from RefSeq and is a predicted model, not a curated record. Gene Ontology annotation, molecular function: DNA-3-methyladenine glycosylase activity.
CAUUACUCCUUGUUGCUGCAUUGCACCCCUACAGAAAAGAACAAAAAGAAAGAAAAAUAAUUAUGUGUUCGUCUAAGGCUAAGGUGACCACAGGUGGUACUACUACUACAACAACUCCUCUUGAGAGGACGCCUUCUGUGGCUAGGAUUAAUGGUCGUCCGGUUCUUCAGCCUACUUGUAACCGUGUUCCUAGCCUCGACCGUCGUAAUUCGUUGAAGAAAAUACCGCCCAUUUCUCCUCCACAGACUCAACCGUUAACGUCGACAUCGCCGCCUACCACUAGUGUUGCCAAUGGUAGCAGGGCUAAGGCGUCGUUGACGCCGCCUUUAUCCCCGAGCUCGAAGUUCCCUACCCCGGUUAAGCGAGGGAGUGAUCCGAAUGGAUUGAACAUGAGUACCGAAAAGGUUGUCAUUCCCAGAAGCACUAACAGAACCUUAGAGAGGAAGAAAUCGAAAAGUUUCAAAGAGGGUAUGGGGAAUGGAUUAUCUACUUGUGUCGAUCCGUCUUCAUUGAGCUACUCAUCGGCUUUGCUCGUCGAUUCUCCCGGAAGUAUCGCCGCUGUCAGGAGGGAACAAGUGGCUCUACAACAAGCACAAAGAAAGAUGAGAAUCGCACACUAUGGGAGAUCAAAAUCAGCCAAAUUCGAAUCUCAGAUGGUUCCUCUCGAUAACACCAAGUCCGCCGAGGAAAAGAAGUGUAGCUUUAUCACCCCCAACUCAGAUCCUAUCUAUGUGGCAUACCAUGACGAAGAAUGGGGAGUUCCCAUUCAUGAUGACAACAUGCUGUUCGAAUUGUUGGUUCUAAGUGGUGCUCAAGUCGGAUCGGAUUGGACUUCAAUCUUGAAGAAACGUCAAGAUUCCAGGUACGCAUUCUCAGGGUUUGAUGCAGAGACCGUAGCCAAAUUCACUGAAAAACAAAUUACCACAACCAGCACUAAAUACGGCAUCGACAUCAGCAGAGUUCGAGGUGUCGUCGACAACUCCAACCGUAUUCUCGAGGUCAAGAGGGAGUUCGGGUCGUUUGACAAAUAUAUAUGGGGUUUCGUGAAUCACAAGACAUUGUCGACACAAUACAAAUUCGAUCACAAGAUCCCGGUCAAGACAUCGAAGUCGGAGACAAUAAGCAAGGACAUGGUUAGAAGGGGGUUUAGGUAUGUCGGACCAACCGUCGUCCACUCCUUCAUGCAAGCCGCCGGUUUAACCAACGACCACCUCAUCACAUGCCAUAGACACCUCCCUUGCACCCUGUUAGCCAUCCAGAGGCCACCGGCAAACUAUGAAUUAAAAUUUAGAUAUACGUAUCCAAGCAACAAUAAUGCAUUUCAUGGGGACAGGCAUCAAACCAGUACCCCCCCAGAUGCAUAUGCAUAACUAAAAAAGUACCCAAAACUCCAAUUUCUAACUAAUUAAACCCUUUUUUCUCCCUCUUCUUUUGUGUGAUUAUCAUCUAUGACUUGUCACUCAAGAAAUG